This is a messenger RNA of Drosophila bipectinata, 994 nucleotides long. It is a transcript of the gene PIG-F, whose product is annotated as phosphatidylinositol glycan anchor biosynthesis class F. Gene Ontology annotation, biological process: GPI anchor biosynthetic process. The record is from RefSeq and is a predicted model, not a curated record. Gene Ontology annotation, cellular component: endoplasmic reticulum membrane. NCBI's taxonomy places the organism in Eukaryota, Metazoa, Arthropoda, Insecta, Diptera, Drosophilidae.
GUGCUUUCAGUGUUGGUAAACAAAGAACAGAAGGAGGCUAGGAAAUCGGAAGAAAAAAAUUGUAAUUUACUGGAUUUAAACAUGGUUUCGCGAUUUGACCAACAGAAGACCAAGCACCAGCUCUUCCACGUGUCCCUCAGCCUGGCCACAAUCCUGCUAUGCAUGGCAUAUAUGCAGUAUCGCCGGAACUGGGCGCAUCUUGGGAGCUUCUGGGAUUCGCUGGUGGUUCCCAUUGUUUUUAUCGGGGAGCUGCUUAAAGUGGUCUUGGCCCGUUUCUACGGACGGGUGGAGGAUGGAGUUCUCUCAGCGAAACAGCGCCAGAAAAAGUCGACCUACUUUACACCAAAAGAGAUACUCGGAGGAAUCACGCUGCAGUUCCUGUGCACGCUGCUGUAUGCAUUCAUUUGCAUCAUCCUGGGAGCCCCAGUGCUGGGCAACUACGAGCAGACCUUCGUUCUGGCGCUGCUGAUGACUCUGCUGACGGUGUCGCCGACGGUUUUCCUGCUGGGAGGAGGCGGAGCCCUUCAGGUGUGCUUCUGCGAGAAGCCCGACUUUGUGACCAAGUGCGAGGACACGGCGCUGAACCUGUUCAAGUACAACGCCCUGGGAGGAAUAUUGGGUGCCUGGGCAGGCAGUGUGGUGGCGCCCUUGGACUGGGGACGCGACUGGCAGGCCUAUCCAAUUCCGAACGUGAUCGGUGCGCUCCUGGGCAGUGCCCUGGGAAAUAUUUACGCUUGCACGCAUGUACUAUACGCCACUGCCAAAGUUUAUAUGACCAAGAAGCGGUCCUAAGCCCCUGAAAAUAAACGCUAUUAGCCCUGCCACCAAGAUUAUUACCUUUCGCUGCCACUGUUAUCCACAAAUAUGUACACUCCAGUCCCAUGAGCCACGUCAUCAUCUCGUCUAGUCAGCAGCUUAGGAACUACCAAAAAGCAAUUAACAUACUUUAAUGUUACAACUUUAAGCAUUUUAUUAGAAGUAAUAUUAACAAAUU